CCAGGAUCUAGGCUGCCGGUAUUCAAUCUUUAAGGUCAGCCAGGCUAUCUUCUAGGAGAAAAGACACUCUCUGUUCUGUUACGGCAGAUAGUCUGCUUAGGCCAAGGAGUGUCCAAGGAGUGGUCUCCAUCGCAGUUGCCUUAGUGUCGCAAGGCCCUCAGUGACAGCGAUGUCGCUGUGGGCCCAAACCUGUAUGAACUGCGCCUCACCACUGAUGGUCCCGCCACCACUGGGGCAGAGGUGACCAUCACGGCCAGCCUGGUGGCCGACGACAAUGGCAGCCUGGUCCUGCCCGCCAGCGCCCACCUCUACCGCUUCCACUGGCUCCACACGCCACUGCUGCUCACGGGGAAGACAGACGAGGCGUUCAGCUCCACCAUCCGCGCCGUGGGGAACACGCCCGGGGACUUCCCUGUCUCCGUCUGGGUCACCACUGCCGACUGCUGGAUGUGCCAGCCCGUGGCCAGGAGCCUCUUCGUCCUCCCCAUCACAGAGUUCCUCGUGGGGAACCUCCUCGUCACCCAGAACACCUCCCUGCCCUGGCCCAGCUCCUACCUCACCAAGACAGUCCUUAAAGUUUCCUUCCUCCUCCACGACCCCAGCAACUUCUUCAAGGCUGCCUCGUUUCUCUACAGCUGGGACUUUGGAGACGGCACCCAGAUGGUGACAGAAGAUGCUACAGUCUAUUAUAACUAUUCCAUCAUCGGAUCCUUCACUGUGAAGGUCAAGGUGGUGGCGGAGUGGGAGCAGGCAACGCUGGAUGCUGGGAAAAGGAUCGUGCAGAAGACAGGCGACUUUUCGGCCUCGCUGAAGCUGCAGGAAACCCUUCAAGGCAUCCAAGUCUCGGGGCCCACCUUAAUUCAGACCUUCCAAAAGAUGAUCGUGACCUUGAACUUCCUGGGGAGCCCCCCUCUGAACGUGUGCUGGCGCCUCAAGCCCGAGUGCCUCCCGCUAGAGGAAGGGGAGUGCCACCCGGUGUCAGUGGACAGCACGGCUUACAACCUGACCCACAUCUUCAGGGAUCCUGGCGACUACUGCUUCAGCAUCCGGGCCGAGAACGCCAUCAGCAAGACGCAUCAGUACCACAAGAUCCAGGUGUGGCCCUCCAGCAUCCAGCCAGCUGUCUUCGCUUUCCCUUGUGCCACGCUUAUCACCAUGAUGCUGGCCUUCAUCAUGUACAUGACCCUGCGGAAUGCCGCUCAUCAGAAGGACAUGGUGGAGGUGGCUGAUUUUGACUUUUCCCCCAUGUCUGACAAGAACCCGGAGCCACCCACUGGGGUCAGGUGCUGCUGCCAGAUGUGCUGCGGGCCCUUCAUGCUGGAGACGCCCUCUGAGUACCUGGAAGUCGUCAGAGAGAACCAUGGGUUGCUGCCCCCACUCUACAAAUCUGUCAAAACAUACACAGUGUGAGCACCUCCUACCCCGUUUCAGUGUUAAUGGACUGCCGACUGGGCACUCCGGGCAGGGUGGGGCAGGGUGGUGCCCACUGCCCAGCAGGAGGGGUUCGCACACGCAGGGCCAUCUGCCCUGGCCUGCUGUCCAUCUGUACAGUCCAGCCACCUCCACAAGCCCCCCACCAGUCACACCCUCCAGCCAUCCGUCCAUCUGUACAGUGCAGCCACUGCCGUCAGCCCCUCCCCAUCAGCCCUACCCCACCCCUUGCCUUUGAAGAGUCCCCAAGUGGGACUCUGACACCGGACGUAGUCCCUGCUGUCUCCUAGGUGUGCCUGGAGACCCCUCGCCUGUUCCUCCCCUAUUGGCUCAUUUGCCUUCCAUCUGGGGUUCACGUUCCCCUCCCCCAGGGAGCCCAGCUCACAUCAGAGAGCCGGGAGGCAGGUCCCAAACGGUUCAUGUAAGGCCACAUCAUAAAAGGUCGUACAUACAGAGGCAGGCGUGCAGUGCACACAGGUGUCACACAGACGUUUUGGGUGGUUUCCUCUAUCGGUUGGUUGGUUGCUGGGCUGUUCCCUGAAACAGAACUGAAAUGAAAUCUGACCUUUCUCACAUGGCCCCGAACGCUCCUGAGCUGGCCCCUCCCUGUGGGCACUGUCCCUGGGCUACUGGGUCCCAUCCUAAGGACACCCAGUACACUGUUGGCUGAAGGUUGGGCGAGGGCAGGGCUGAUGCUAUGUGAGCGCAAAGUGCUUUAUAAAUAGCACCUUCUUUCACUGAGUCCCUGUUAAACUUUCAUGGAGGAAAAGACUUUACAGGAAAAGAAGAAUCAAGCCGGGAGGCUUGAGUUCCCUGUGGGGAGGCGGCAGUGGUCUUGCCCCUGCCCUCCAGCUUCUCCCAGGGUGGCCUUGAGAAGAGGCAGGACUGGAAGGAGCCCAGGGCGGUGGCGGGGGGACCAGUCCACUCCUCUCCCUUCGGCCCAGCAACCUGGGGGAGGCAGAGCAUGCGCAGAGAGCGUGUCAUGGGUGCAGAGGGAGACCGUGCUGGGGCCCCGCCCAGCGGUGCAGGAGUGGGGGACAAGCGGGCCUGUCUGGGGCGGGGGGGGGCAGGGGCUGUGGCUGUCAUCGUUUGCUCUCAGACUCUGUGCUAAAAGCAGCUUUCCCACUGCUGUGUCGCUCACUCAUGAAAUACCGCCAUUGCCAAAUAAAGCUUGCGUGCCCUGAAUAUAGCCAAGCAUA
This is a messenger RNA of Vicugna pacos (alpaca), 2630 nucleotides long. The record is from RefSeq and is a predicted model, not a curated record. NCBI's taxonomy places the organism in Eukaryota, Metazoa, Chordata, Mammalia, Artiodactyla, Camelidae.